AUGACAUCGACGGGGAAGGACGGCGGCGGGGCGCAGCACGCGCAGUAUGUGGGCCCCUACCGGCUGGAGAAGACGCUGGGCAAGGGGCAGACAGGCCUGGUGAAGCUGGGGAUCCACUGUGUCACGUGCCAGAAGGUGGCCGUCAAGAUCGUCAACCGGGAGAAGCUCAGCGAGUCUGUACUGAUGAAGGUGGAGCGGGAGAUCGCGAUCCUGAAGCUGAUCGAGCACCCCCACGUCCUCAAACUGCACGACGUCUAUGAAAACAAAAAAUAUUUAUACCUGGUGCUAGAACAUGUGUCUGGUGGAGAGCUCUUUGACUACCUGGUCAAGAAGGGGAGGCUGACCCCCAAAGAGGCCCGGAAGUUCUUCCGCCAGAUCAUCUCUGCGCUGGACUUCUGCCACAGCCACUCCAUAUGCCACAGGGAUCUGAAACCAGAAAACCUUCUACUGGACGAGAAGAAUAACAUCCGGAUCGCAGACUUCGGCAUGGCGUCGCUGCAGGUUGGCGACAGCCUGCUGGAGACCAGCUGCGGGUCGCCCCACUAUGCCUGUCCGGAGGUGAUCCGGGGGGAGAAAUACGACGGCCGCAAGGCAGACGUGUGGAGCUGCGGCGUGAUUCUGUUCGCGCUGCUGGUGGGGGCGCUGCCCUUCGACGACGACAACCUGCGGCAGCUGCUGGAGAAGGUGAAACGCGGGGUCUUCCACAUGCCGCACUUCAUCCCGCCCGACUGCCAGAGCCUGCUGCGCGGCAUGAUCGAGGUGGACGCGGCGCGGCGUCUCACGCUAGAGCACAUUCAGAAACACAUAUGGUAUAUAGGAGGCAAGAACGAGCCGGAGCCGGAGCAGCCUGUCCCUCGCAAGGUGCAGAUCCGCUCCCUGCCCAGCCUGGAGGACAUCGACCCCGACGUGCUCGACAGCAUGCACUCGCUCGGCUGCUUCCGGGACCGCAACAAGCUGCUGCAGGACCUGCUGUCCGAGGAGGAGAACCAGGAGAAGAUGAUCUAUUUCCUCCUCCUGGACCGGAAAGAGAGGUACCCGAGCCACGAGGACGAGGACUUGCCACCCAGGAACGAGAUAGACCCGCCCCGGAAGCGUGUGGACUCCCCGAUGCUCAACCGGCACGGCAAGCGGCGGCCCGAGCGGAAGUCCAUGGAGGUGCUGAGCGUGACGGACGGCGGCUCCCCUGUGCCCGCGCGGCGGGCCCUGGAGAUGGCCCAGCACGGCCAGAGGUCCAGGUCCAUCAGCGGCGCCUCCUCGGGCCUGUCCACCAGCCCGCUCAGCAGCCCCCGGGUGACCCCUCACCCCUCUCCGAGGGGCAGUCCCCUUCCUACCCCCAAGGGGACGCCUGUGCACACGCCCAAGGAGAGCCCGGCUGGCACGCCCAACCCCACGCCGCCAUCCAGCCCCAGCGUGGGAGGGGUGCCCUGGAGGACGCGGCUCAACUCCAUCAAGAACAGCUUCCUGGGGUCGCCCCGCUUCCACCGCCGGAAACUGCAAGUUCCGACGCCCGAGGAGAUGUCCAACCUGACUCCGGAGUCGUCCCCAGAGCUCGCUAAGAAGUCCUGGUUCGGGAACUUCAUCAGCCUAGAGAAGGAGGAGCAGAUCUUCGUGGUCAUCAAGGAUAAGCCUCUGAGCUCCAUCAAAGCUGACAUCGUCCACGCCUUCCUGUCGAUCCCCAGCCUCAGCCACAGCGUCAUCUCCCAGACGAGCUUCCGGGCGGAGUACAAGGCGACCGGGGGCCCGGCCGUGUUCCAGAAGCCGGUCAAGUUCCAGGUGGACAUCACGUACACGGAGGGCGGGGCCGCGCAGAAGGAGAACGGCAUCUACUCGGUCACGUUCACGCUCCUGUCAGGCCCGAGCCGCCGCUUCAAGAGGGUCGUGGAGACCAUUCAGGCCCAGCUGCUGAGCACACACGAGCAGCCCUCUGCCCAGCACUUGUCAGACACCACUAACUGUAUGGAAAUGAUGACGGGGAGGCUUUCCAAAUGUGACGAGAAGAACGGGCAGGCAGCCCAGGCCCCCAGUACGCCCGCCAAGCGGAGUGCCCACAGCCCACUCGGGGACUCCGCGGCCGCUGGCCCCGGCCCUGGAGGGGACGCCGAGUACCCAGCGGGCAAGGACGCGGCCAGGACGGGGCUGCCCGCCGCCCGCCGGGAGCAGCCUUAG
Messenger RNA from Budorcas taxicolor (takin), 2166 nucleotides. It is a transcript of the gene BRSK2, whose product is annotated as BR serine/threonine kinase 2. Gene Ontology annotation, biological process: protein phosphorylation; microtubule cytoskeleton organization; intracellular signal transduction. The record is from RefSeq and is a predicted model, not a curated record. Gene Ontology annotation, cellular component: cytoplasm. The transcript has 20 exons. Gene Ontology annotation, molecular function: tau-protein kinase activity; ATP binding; protein serine/threonine kinase activity. NCBI's taxonomy places the organism in Eukaryota, Metazoa, Chordata, Mammalia, Artiodactyla, Bovidae. The coding region runs from base 1 to 2166 and encodes 721 amino acids.